AUGGCAUCUCACGUCCAUGAGACGGCCAAUAUCUCGGUCCCGCCCCCUCAGUCAUCAUUCAGCGGCAGACUCAAUAUGGACAACUUCAGGUUCAAGGCAGAGCCGCAGUCGCCACAGUCGCCAUUGGCAGCACAAACACCACCCCGUCGAAGUACCCGUCUCUCAUCCACUCCUGUGAAAUCAGAGAGCGGAACCAGGAAGCGCAAGGCUGCCGCCCUAUCAGGCAAUGCCACCCUCGUCCCAACCCUCCCAGAUGGCUCAACCGAGGCGGAGGCAGCAGAGGCAGCCGCAGCCGACUCCUCAUCGCCCUCAUCAACACCCACGCCCGGCAACACCAAAACCACCAGGCCCAAGAAGAGGAAGAGGCCAAAAUCAGGAUACCAGCCCCCCAGCGUCUACGCCCACCUCCCACCCCUCCCCGACGCCCUGGCGCCCAACCUCCUCGCCCUCUUCUGCGGCCUGAACCCGGGCGUGCGCACCGCCCAGACCGGCCACGCCUACAACCACCCCAGCAACCUGUUCUGGAAGCUGAUGUACUCGUCCGGCGUCCUCCCCGUGCGCUGCACCGCCGAGGAGGACCGCUCCUUGCCCGAGCGGUUCAGCCUGGGCCUCACUAACAUCGUGUCCCGCCCGAGCCGCAACGGCGCCGAGCUGAGCAAGGCCGAGAUGGACGACGGCGUGGGCGCCCUGGAGGACAAGGUGCGCCGGUGGAGGCCCGAGGUUGUUGUCGUGGUGGGCAAGAGCAUCUGGGAGUCUGUGUGGCGGGUACGCCACGGGCGGGCUGUUGCGAAGCAUGAGUUCCGGUAUGGGUGGCAGGAUGAAGGGGAGAAUAUGGGCGUCGGGGAGGUGGAUGAGGCUGAGAAGAUCGACGGGGUCGAGUACCGGGACUGCUGGAGGGGUGCAAGGGUGUUUGUGUCGAGCUCUACGAGCGGGCUUGCGGCGACGCUGGGGCCGGCUGAGAAGGAGAGGAUCUGGAGGGAGCUGGGGCAGUGGGUCGAGGCGAGAAGGGCUGGGACAGACGUUCCGCCGGGCCUCGUCGAUGCUUCUGCUUGA
Molecule: messenger RNA, 1053 nt
Organism: Diaporthe batatas
Lineage: Eukaryota; Fungi; Ascomycota; Sordariomycetes; Diaporthales; Diaporthaceae
Exons: 1
Coding region: 1-1053 (350 amino acids)
Biological process (GO): base-excision repair, AP site formation
Molecular function (GO): mismatch base pair DNA N-glycosylase activity
Source: RefSeq, a predicted model, not a curated record